This is a messenger RNA of Aspergillus heteromorphus CBS 117.55, 1092 nucleotides long. Its product is annotated as WD repeat protein. The record is from RefSeq and is a predicted model, not a curated record. Bases 1 to 1092 code for a protein of 363 amino acids. The transcript has 6 exons. Gene Ontology annotation, molecular function: protein binding. NCBI's taxonomy places the organism in Eukaryota, Fungi, Ascomycota, Eurotiomycetes, Eurotiales, Aspergillaceae.
AUGCAUACACUCAGCCCCACCGCUUCCUCUUCCCUCUCACUCGCCAGGGGCCACUAUAUCUAUUCUAUCACCCCGUCGUCCCCAGCAUUAUUCGCCGCCAUCUCAUCAGAUGAUUCUCUCCGCGUGUUUGACUCAAACACCCUCAACCAUGCUUCUGUAGCUGCCACAAACAUCCACGAGGGCGUUACCCUAUUAAAGACAUAUGACGCAGGCCAGCAGCUGUUAUCUACCGCGGGAAGAGAUGGCAAGGUAAAAUUAUGGGACCUGCGCGGCGGCAAGAGCUCCGCUGUUCUAGAAUUAGAGACCUCACAGCAAGCCCCGGUGCUAUCUAUUGCUUGCUGUCCGGAAACCAACAGUAUUGUGGCUGGGACUGAGCUAACUUCGUACCAGGCUACUGUCGCAUUCUGGGAUAUCCGAUCACCGGGUCAAACCCGUCUUCAAUAUAUCGAGAGCCACAGUGACGAUGUCACCGAGCUUCAAUAUCACCCAAUCCAUAAAAACAUUGUUCUUUCAGGGAGCACAGACGGCCUGGUCAAUAUCUAUAAUACAUUAAUUACUGAUGAAGACGAUGCACUUAUGCAGGUAGUUAACCACGGCUCUGUGCAUCAUGCGGGGUUUCUAGACCAGGAGACUAUUUACGCCUUAAGUCACGAUGAAAACUUCUCGAUCUACCCGGUGACCAAUCCGGAUGAACAGACGCAGGGGCCUGACCCGGUGCAAUUCGGUGACUUAAGGCAACCUCUUGGCUGUGAAUACAUUACACAGCUUUUUAUCAGUAACCAGGGGUCGUAUAUUGCCGGGGGUAAUAAAUUGGAAACCCGUCUGGACUUGGUGCCGCUUAUCUCCACCCCAACAUGGAGAUUUGACCAGGAGAAUCUGUGGCGUCUACCAGGCGCCCAUGGUGAGGAGGUUGUGCGCUCGGUAUAUCUGGAUGGGCAGUCCCAUACUGUAUUCACCUGCGGUGAAGAUGGGUUCGUUCGUGCUUGGAAGCCUGAGGGAACGGGCCAGGCUGAUCCCCAGAGUAAGGGUGAUGUCAAGGUGCCGCGAAAGGAUAAGAAGGAUAAAGAAAAAGGAAGAUAUAAGCCUUACUGA